This is a messenger RNA of Fukomys damarensis (Damara mole-rat), 4196 nucleotides long. It is a transcript of the gene Mier2, whose product is annotated as MIER family member 2. Lineage: Eukaryota; Metazoa; Chordata; Mammalia; Rodentia; Bathyergidae. Gene Ontology annotation, cellular component: nucleoplasm. Gene Ontology annotation, molecular function: histone deacetylase binding; transcription corepressor activity. The transcript is spliced from 14 exons. Gene Ontology annotation, biological process: negative regulation of transcription by RNA polymerase II. Bases 635 to 2188 code for a protein of 517 amino acids. The record is from RefSeq and is a predicted model, not a curated record.
UGUGAGCCCCACGGGUGGUCACACCAGUGGGAUUUGAAUCCCGGCUGGGGAACAGGCCCUGCAGAUGGGUGAUGUGCAAGGUUGACCUCAGGGCUGGUGUAGAUCCGCUGUCCGGGGCAUGGAGUUACUUCUCGGAAAUCUUUGGUGCUGUGUUUCGGAAAGCAGAAUUUUUCCGACUUGAGGAAUUUGGGGUUUGGGACUGUGAUGUUUGAUCAGACCCAGCACUGCUUAGCAUAGCGGCUGUCAAGACAGAGCUCCCGGUCUGGUCCCACCAGGAAGGGAAACUUUUGCUUUGGGAGCCCUCUUGGUUUGAGAACGGCGGGCAAGGCAGGGCAGACCUAUGCUCUCCUGGUCCUGGUGAGGAGGGGGAGAGGCGAUGUGUGGGGUACGGUGGCUGCUCAGGCUGGUUAAGUGUUACUCUUGGUGUGUGGCUGCUAGGUGCUGGCCCUGUGUUGGGCUCUGGUCCGGCAGAAAUGAAAACAGGUCUUCAGACUGACUCUGAUCUCCGGUGCCACAGAGGCCCAUAGAAGAAAAGGCCUCCUCGCUGGGGAGGCAGAGUCCUCGCGUGGCUUCCUGCCUUGCUCACAGCCUGUGCCCCCGGGAGCCCAGCUUGCAGACGACAGCAGUGGUGUCCAUGGGCUCAGCAGACCAACAGUUCAACCUCGCUGAGAUCCUGUCACAGAACUACAGCCUCCGGGAAGACUGCGCUGCGGGCUCCAGGGGCCCAGACAAGCCUGCGGAGGAGCUGGCCAAGGACUUCAUCUCCCAGAGCAGUGACAUGCCCCUGGACGAGCUGCUCGCGCUGUAUGGCUAUGAGACGUCAGACCCCACCUCAGAGCGUGAGAGCGAAGGUGGUGACACGGCCCCUGCCCUCCCAGACAUGACUCUGGACAAGGAACAAAUAGCGAAGGAUUUGCUCUCUGGGGAAGAACAGGAGGAGACGCAGUCCUCAGCUGAUGACCUCACCCCAUCUGUCACCUCCCAUGAGGCCUCUGACCUCUUCCCUGGUCAGAAUGGACCCCGUUUCCUGGCUGGCGAGGACAAAGAGCCGGGCUCCCUGGCCUCCUCUGACACCGAGGAGGACUCUCUUCCUGCCAACAAGUGUAAGAAGGAGAUCAUGGUGGGGCCUCAGUUCCAAGCUGACCUGAGCAACCUGCACUUGAGCUGGCACGGCGAGAAGAUCUAUGAGAACGAGGACCAGCUGCUGUGGGACCCCGGUGCCCUGCCUGAGCGGGAGGUGGAGGAGUUCCUGUACAGGGCUGCCAAGCGCCGGUGGCAGGAGGUGGCCGGCUCCCAGCUCCCAGAGGGGGAGGCUGUGAAGGACAGCGAGCAGGCACUGUACGAGCUGGUGAAGUGUAACUUCAACGUGGAGGAGGCGCUGAGGAGGCUGAGGUUCAACGUGAAGGUGAUCCGAGACGGGCUCUGCGCCUGGAGCGAGGAGGAGUGCAGGAACUUCGAGCACGGCUUCCGUGUACACGGAAAGAACUUCCACCUGAUUCAGGCCAACAAGGUGCGCACGCGGUCAGUGGGCGAGUGCGUGGAAUAUUACUACCUGUGGAAGAAGUCGGAACGCUAUGACUACUUCGCCCAGCAGACACGGCUGGGCCGGAGGAAGUACGUCCCGUCCGGAACCACGUGCGUGCAGCGCUGCUGUCAGCAGGACAUGGACCAGGACCUGGAUGGCAGUGACCCCGAUGGCCCCGCCCGCCCCCGUCCCGAGCAGGGGCCCCUGGCAGGUGCAUGCACAGAGCCUCUGAGUGUGGACUGUGCGGCCGGUGGUCGUGGUGAGCCCAGAGCGGACUCCGAUGGCCUCCCAUCCUCGGAGCCGGGACCCUGUCCCUUCCCGAAGCUGGAUGAGUCCCCUGCUGUGCCUCUGCCCCAGAGGCCACCAGCCCUGGCCAACCUGGCUGUGUACCCCUCAGACACAGCCACUGCAGAGCCCGGUGCCAGCCCAAGACUGGCCGUGGACUUCGCCCUGCCGGAGGAGCUGCCCCUCCUCUCCAGCCAUGUGGGUCUCAGUGAGGACCCCGAGGAGCCUGUGGCCCCUGCCCAGGUGGCCUUGUCGGUUGCUGAGUUUGGACUCAUUGGCAUCGGGGAUGUGAACCCUUUCCUGGCUGGCCACCCAGCGUGCCCGGCUCCCGGGCUGCACUCGGAGCCCCUGUCACACUGCAACGUGAUGACCUGUUGACCCCUGGCUGCAGGCAGGAGUGGGCAGCCUGCACCAGACUUGGCACCGAGCCAGGCCUGCCCGUCAGUCUUCCUGACCCCCGCCAUGUGGGCCUCGGUGAUGCCUUCUCUGCUUCAGGAGACAUCAGGACCGGGUGAGGUGGCCGGGCUGGCAGCCCUUGCCCCUCCUCACAGACUGGACCCAGGGCGCCUUGGUGCCUGGCACUGCCACUGUGCUCCAGGCUGCAGUCGCAUCACGGGACCCAAUGGGCAGCAGACGGACGCAGAGAGGGCCUGUCCUUCAGGACACAGGGCAGAGCUGGCCUCCUGGCCCCUUCCAGCCAACGGAGGCGCAGGCAGACGUCACUGCCCCAUGGGGAACAUGGGCACAACACGCACCAGCAGCCCCUGCCUGGGCAUCUCGGCACCUGUCGGCUCUGUCCCUCCAUGCCUGUAGGGCCGUGGAGCUGCCCAGCCCUGGGGUCGGUGGGCACAGAGCCAUAUACCUCGCUGUGCGGCCCCUGCCCACCCCUGGCCUCCAGCCCGUCUCCACUUCAGGAAAAGCCGCACUUUAUGCCCCACCUGCCUCCCAUCUCCACAUCCCCACUCCUGGCUCUCGAGGUUGGGGUGGGGCCCUCAGCCAGCCCUGGGGGUUUAAGGAGACAGGUGAGUCGCACCCCUUUGCCGCCUCUUCCGGGGCGCCUGGGCAGGGAGCAGCAGAGGGGCUGGAUGCCAGCCGGACCCCUGGCCUGUAGUCUUCGUCUGUUGGAGGUGGCCCGGCAAGGUGGCGGGGUCCUUGUCCUCUUACCACCCUCCUGCUUGUUUAUAUUGGUGUUUACAAGGCGGAGUGGGGUCCUUGGCAGGCAGCUGGCCCCCCCGGGUCAGCAGCGCAGUGCUGGGCUGGAGCCAUUGGCACUGGACUCGACUGUCCCUCGCCCCCAAGACCACACUGUGAAGUGAAACUGCCUUCGCCCCUUUGCUCUUUUAUUUAUUAAACUUGAUUUGAAUCCCAGGCGCCUCUUGUGGGUGAGGUGGGGCCAGGAGUGGGCAGUGAUCGUUGGCUCUCUGCUGGCUGAGGGCACAGGCAGCGACUGGUCCAGAGACUGGGCGACCUCACGGCAGGACACAGCAUGAGGGACAGCGCUGGAUGUGGAGCCGACGGCCGCGGAGGCCGGGCUGCCUUGUCCACAGCAUGGGCACUGCGGGCAAAGGCCUGGUCCUGGAGGCUGGGCAGUUGGGCAGUCCGGAACGGUCUCCCCGAGGGCGAGGUGCCAGGUCUCGGGCCUGCGCUGUGGCCGUACUUCCCAUGCCCUGACCAAAUGCCUGGGACAAGGGGCCGGGCAGCGCAUGCCCUGCACCCCAGCCACCCACCACCUACUCACAGCCACUCAGUUGCAAACUUGGCAGCCGCCUCUGGACAAUGCUGCGUGGGACUGGGCCCUGACCCCCUGGUCUCUGAGGAUACUGUGUGUCUAAACCAUUGCCAGCUCCAGAGGAGCUCUGCAGCCGGCCGGGGUCUCACCUGGCUGCUGUCCCGACUGUCGUCUCCGUCUCGGCUUUGAACCGUCGAGAGGGAUGCAUCUUGCACCUGGUGAGGCCACUGCUGCCGUACGCAUCGAGGUCUCACGCCCUCGCGGCUCCUCUGUGGCUCCCGAGCUCCGUGGCUCGCUUCUCUGCAGCUCGGAUACUCUGGGCACGGAUGGACCUGGUUUAUCUUGCCCCGGCUGGAGGAUGUCUUGCUUGUGUCCGUAUGUUUGCCGGUUAGCUGUAAUCGUGCUCACGCAGGCUUCUCACUGGACUUGAGUCCAGCUCAGCUGGCCAAACGCCUGGGCGCCUCACUGCUGGCUGAGCCUCGUGAGUGUCCCGUGGGGGCAGCCACCAGCUCUGCAGGGGCAGGGGGACCAAGUCCAGGCCUGGGCAGCUCAGCAAGUGCUGGUCGCAAAAGUUUUUAAAGCUGGGGGUGUAGUGUGGUGUGGAAGACCUGGGUUAAUCCCCAGUAUUACCAAAAGAAAAAAAAAAGUGCCACAUGC